Messenger RNA from Daucus carota subsp. sativus, 2774 nucleotides. Its product is annotated as protein phosphatase 2C 50. Bases 700 to 2553 code for a protein of 617 amino acids. NCBI's taxonomy places the organism in Eukaryota, Viridiplantae, Streptophyta, Magnoliopsida, Apiales, Apiaceae. Gene Ontology annotation, biological process: peptidyl-threonine dephosphorylation. Gene Ontology annotation, cellular component: nucleus. The record is from RefSeq and is a predicted model, not a curated record. Gene Ontology annotation, molecular function: cation binding; protein serine/threonine phosphatase activity. The transcript is spliced from 4 exons.
AAUGUACCUUCCUUGUUUGAUUUUAAUGCUGCAAAUUAAUGAUUGCUUUUGCAUAUAUCUUGAUCAUAAGUUUAUGGUUGUGUAUCUUCUGCAUGUGAUGCAAUGAUAGAUCUUUAGACUUCUUCAUAAGUUGUUUCACUUUUUCUUGUUUGUUGAAUUUUGUGAUUAAAGUGUUUGUUGAUGAGAGACUAGAGAUGGAUAGUGUUUCUAAAGCUUUGCACCUUGAUUGAUAGAUAUGAUUCCAUGAGAUUCUGAUAUAAAUUGUAAGUUGUACUGUGAAUUGUUCAAUUUCAUGCACUUGCUCGAGUUUUUGUUAAUUUAAUUGUAUUUUUUUACGAUUUAUGCUUUGAUUUUAGUUGGAGGGGUGAAAAAAUGAUACCAUGAUCAAUACAUGAUAUAGCAUGAUAUAGAUCUUGAGUGUUUGUGUUUCUCAUUAAGCCUCAAGGUUGGGAGAGUUGGUUGCUUGACAUUGUAUGGCGUAGUUCAAGUUCAGAUCAUACUGAUUUGUGAAAAAUUUGUGUGGAAUUCGGAUAAAUGCUUGUAUGUGGUCACUUGGCUUUAUAAUGGUUCUUUUGUCAGGAUAUGUGCUAGUGUGGUUGUUUUAAGUGUUGAAGUGAAAGAAAGAAACUUUUUACGUUGAAGGGGUGAGUCUAAGCGAUGGGGGAAGUUCUGAAGUCAAGUGCAUGAACAAAAGAAUAUAUGGAGGAUGUUUCUCAUGAGGUUGCUGUUCCGUUGAGAUUGAGCCAUAUAAUUUGUGAAGAGUUUGAUCUAAUAGCUAGCAUAGCAAGUCUAUUCUCGGAGCCUAAGUUUAUCAAAUUGCCUUUUGUCGCUAUUGCUAGUGAAAGUAUUUGCUACAAUUAUAACAACCACAAGACUGGAAUCUGUGCAAGGGCCAAAUCUACUAGAGAAAUGAAGGAAGAAGAUACUCUUUUGAAUGUUAUGAAAGCGGAGAUGCACAGUGCUAAUAUCUUGACUUCUAGUAAUACAAUCAAGAAGGAGAACAGUUACUCUCAAUCUUUAGUCAGCUUAACUGAUGGAAUCUGUACUGAGCAAUAUGAAGAUUUAAGGACGAAUACCAAAACAGAUGAACUAAUUACCAGUGAUAUUAGGAAGAGUAUUGGCAGUCCUCAGAUCAGUGAGAAGCCUGAUUUCUUGGAUUCUGACAACAGCUCAGAAAUUGUAGUUGAUCUUGUUGUUGCCGUAAAUGAGGAUGUGGAACUGGGCGGGCCUAAGAAGAGACCAUCUACUGUAAAUCUCGAGGGUGUAAAAGAAAAGAAGAUGAAUACUUCUCUUGAAGAUCUCGUUGUUGCUGUAAGUAGCGUGGAUGUGGAAAUUGAUGGUCUUAAUCAGAAAAGUGAAAUUGGCGGGCUCAAUCAGAAAAAAGCCACCGUACUUCUUGAUGGCAUAAAGGUAGAGAAGAACAUGAGUACUGGGGACACUGCUGUUACAGUGAAUAAUGUGGAUAUGGAAUCUGAUGGUUCCAAGCAGAUACUGUCAACCACCCAUCCUUCAAAUGUUCAAAAAAACACAAAGAAGUCUAUAGGGAAGCCUAAGCUAUUCAAUUUUGUGCCUAACUGGGGACUCACAUCUCUGCAAGGAGGAAGGUCUGAAAUGGAAGAUGCUGUUGUUGCUAUACCGAACUUUCUUGAAAUUCCAACUCCAGUGCUAACCUUAAUUUCAAAUGAGCUCAAUCAAACUUUAAGUCAUUCAACUGCUCAUUUCUUUGGGGUUUAUGAUGGACAUGGAGGCUCCCAGGUUGCUGAUUACUGUCGGGAUCGUAUACAUCUGGCUUUGGCUGAGGAGUUUGAACUUGUGAAAGAGCAUUUACACAUUGAAAGUGUUGCGAAUAAUUGGCAGGAGCAAUUGGAGAAUGCAUUUUUGAGAUGUUUCAGGAGAGUUGACAUGGAGGUUGCAGGAGUAGAUCCAGGCAAUGCUAAUGGAGAGGAACGUAAUUUGGAACCUAUCGCUUCUGAUGCUGUUGGCUCUACAGCUGUUGUUACUUUAAUUUGUUCAACCCAUAUAAUGGUUGCCAAUUGUGGUGACUCGAGGGCUGUUCUUUGUCGGGGGAAAGAAUCUCUAGCGUUGUCAUUAGAUCAUAAACCUGGUCGACAUGAUGAGCGUAAAAGGAUAGAAGCUGCAGGUGGCAUGGUUAUUUAUUGGGACGAGUUGCGUGUUUCAGGCGUGCUUGCAAUGUCAAGGUCCAUUGGUGAUCGAUAUCUGGCACCUUAUGUUAUAUCUGACCCUGAAAUGAUGUUUGUUCCCCGAACAAAAGAAGAUGAGUGUCUGAUCCUUGCCACUGAUGGUCUGUGGGACGUGGUGAAGAACGAGGAGGCAUGUGAUCUGGCACGAAAGAGGAUCCACCUUUGGCACAAAAGGAAUGGCUCCAUGCUAACUUCAAGCGGUGAAGUAAGUGGUUCUGCUGCUCAAGACGCUGCAAGCUUCCUCUCUCAACUUGCUCUUCAAAGGGGAAGCAAAGAUAACAUCUCCGUGAUUGUCGUUGACCUGAAAGCUCAGAGAAAGUUCAAGAAGAAAACUGAACCGGCAAAUGAGUAAUCUUUUCUCUUGGUAGAUAAAACAUGAACUUCUAGUCACAGACAUGUCUGUUUACAAAGUUAGGAUUAUCUUUCGCUCUUAAUUGCAUUUUAUGCAUGAUUAACUAGUAACUACCUUUUAAUAUUAUAGACACAAAAGUCUCCCAUGAAGUGUCAACAAAGAUGCUUCAGAUUUGGAGAAAGUUAAAUCAGUGGCUUGCUCUGAUUGAGCACUUUUAAGCU